Gadus morhua (Atlantic cod) is the source of this 2535-nucleotide messenger RNA. It is a transcript of the gene cacul1, whose product is annotated as CDK2 associated cullin domain 1. The record is from RefSeq and is a predicted model, not a curated record. Gene Ontology annotation, molecular function: protein kinase binding; ubiquitin protein ligase binding. NCBI's taxonomy places the organism in Eukaryota, Metazoa, Chordata, Actinopteri, Gadiformes, Gadidae. The coding region runs from base 1 to 1032 and encodes 343 amino acids. The transcript has 8 exons. Gene Ontology annotation, biological process: G1/S transition of mitotic cell cycle; positive regulation of protein kinase activity; ubiquitin-dependent protein catabolic process.
AUGGAGUCCAUGGAAGAAGACAGGUUUGAAGUAAGUGAUGAUCAUAAUCACAACUAUUGUGCGCCCGCCGGUGGGGAUGUCCAUACAGACAUUAGGAAGAGCCAGCUGACAGAUGUAACGUCAUCGUUCCCUCAGCCUUUACCUUACUUACCUGCCCGUGGAGUGCAAGAAAGACCAGAGAAUAGAGAAAAGAAUCAUCCGAAGGCCACGAACAACUCGCAGUUAAUGGACUCGGACUCCAGCAGCGAAGGUAGUGAAGUGUGCGAGUCAGACAUCCCAGCUUCGGCCGCUUCUGGUGCAGACAAAAUGAGCACCAACUCUACCUCAAAGUUUCUUUUAAAUGCUAUGGCGGUAGAUGAUUACCGCAAAAACCACUGGCCAAAUCUUGAGAAGGCCAUCGAUCUGCUGCUGAUUCAAAAGCCAACAGACCACAUCUCCAUCUCGUAUGCACAGAUAUACAGUUACGUCUACAAGUGUGUGUGUCAGCAACAUUCAGAGCUUCUGUACAAGGAUUUGACGCAGAAAAUCAUUUCUCAUCUGAAUCAGGUCUCCUCACGUCUAGAAGUAAGUCGACCCGAGGACUUCAUAGAGAACUUCAACCUGGCCCUGAGCCAAUACACAGCAUCUCUACAAUGCAUCGUUCCAGUAUUCAUGUACAUGAACAAGUUCUACAUCGAGGCAAAGUUAAACAGGGACCUGGGAGAGGAGCUGAUGAAGUGGUUUGCUGACUAUGUUGCAGAAAAACAUGUCAAGACCCUGAUGCCUCUCCUCACCAGAGCCCAUUCCAUGCCCUUCCAAGUCCAACCGUCAACGAUGGCCAACGUGGUUAAGGGACUCUACAGCCUCCGGCCAGAGUGGGCCCAAUUGGCCCCAGCCCUCUUCUCUGGAUUCAUUCCCCAAAUCCACCCCCCCGCCACGGUGUCCCAGCUGCCCCACUACGCCGCCCACGACCAGAAGCUGCAGCUGGAGCUUUCCAUGAACGGCUUCCCACGUGGUGACCAGUCUCGCAAGCGGUCCAGUGAGGACUCCUAACACCGAGAGGCCGAAUCAGUGGCGUCCGAGUUAAAAACACAAUCUGCCCAGUGUGCUCCCGUGUCCAAGACGGGAAACUGACUCAUUGUAGGUACAUACAUGUGUGUCAGCGUUGUGUUGCGUCCAUUUGCCAGGAACCUAAGCCCACAAAGUGACUGUGAACGACACAAAGUAUAGGGGGGUUGCUAUCUUGAACACAAAUAAAAUGUUCACAUACAAACCUUCCGGGAGCGCCUCCAAACGUGAACUCCAUGCAAACUUAGUCAUAUUUAGGAUACACACCAACUGUAGUCGUGUGUUGGGAACUACUGUGCAUGCUGGGGUUGAUUUUGCCCUGCUCUUUUGUUGUUCAUUUGGAGUAGUGCCUUCCAUGUCUGUCUUUGGAAUCAGGUGUCACGACGUAGGGUGACUUGAUGGUAUUUCUCAGUUCAAAUGAACUCUGUUUGAUCUCUGUACGUUUUUUUCCAUUUAACACCCUGAUAAUGACUCUUAACUGCUGCUAGAAAGAUCGCUACUAAGAAUAUUUUUUCAAAAUACUACUCAAUAUUUUUCAUUCAUAUAAUAGUUUUGUACAAAUUGAAAGUGAUGAUUCUUCCUUUACCGUUCAUAACAACAUUACUGCUAAUGCGGGCUUACAGAAUGGGUCAUAUCAAGCUUAUUCCAUUGAAUUUGAUUGCUGUCGUGUGUGUGUAUAGACCAAUUAUGUUUUGUGACAAAAAUACUGUGGCAAAAAUACAGAAGCUGCACAGUUAGUGACUUUGCAUUGACUGCUGAUAAUUCCGCCUCACUAUCUUGGUUAAACCCUUAUCCAGGCAAAUCCCAAAGACUAUCUCACAGUGUGCCAUUAUUACCUUUUCAUAAUGACACUGGCGUUCAUGUGAUGCGGGAGUCUGGUGUUCUCCUGGUCACUGACUGGCUACGCUGUGUAGCCAGUCACAUGUCACUGAGCUGUUUUCAAACUAACAGGAUCUGAUGGCAUGGGCCAGUCUUCUUAUCAUGCAGAACUGAGUUGGAAACUAAUUGUAAAAUCAAUUAACCAUUGGCUUUGCUCACCUUGCCGACUGAUCGGUUGGCAUUGAGGGCUGUCCAAUCAGGUGCCAGACGGAUUCGGAAAUUGGCAGAAAUGUAUUCUUACUAUCCAGGUUACCUUUCUGUGUUGCUUCACAAUAAAUGUGUGUGUGUGUCUCUGUGUGCGUGUGUAUAAUUCGACUCUGCUUUUUUGUGCUUGCACAUGCAGUGAUUGUUUAACACGCUAGUAAAGCAUUGUAAAUACUACUCUGCAUGGAAGGCAGGCAGCAUACCGUAGCUGCUGCUCCAGAUCCAUUUGGCCAGCUUGUUUACAUGUUUACUGUUUUUCGUUUACACUGUUUUAGGUGUAAUUGAUUGGAUGCUCAGGUUGGCUGUAUAUUGUUUGAUUCAUUCUGUGGAAAUUGGAGAUUGUUUCUGACGUUUCUUUGUGUACAGGUUGUUUCACAAAUAAUAAAAAGAAAAAAUCUAAAUGGU